Pectinophora gossypiella (pink bollworm) is the source of this 1647-nucleotide messenger RNA. Its product is annotated as juvenile hormone esterase-like. The transcript is spliced from 5 exons. Bases 1 to 1647 code for a protein of 548 amino acids. The record is from RefSeq and is a predicted model, not a curated record. NCBI's taxonomy places the organism in Eukaryota, Metazoa, Arthropoda, Insecta, Lepidoptera, Gelechiidae.
AUGGAAGAAUGUGAGGUGCGCGCGCGCACGUCGGCCGGCUGGGUGUGCGGCGCGCGCCGCUGGUCCGAGUACGGCGGGGUCUACUACGCCAGCUUCAGGGGCGUGCCCUACGCUCGGCAGCCGCUUGGAGAGCUGAGGUUUAAGGAGCUGCAAGCACCAGAAUCGUGGGACCAUCUGUUGGACGCAACGAACGAAGGUGAUAUAUGUCCGCAGACAGAUGUGUUAUAUGGCCCGUUGAUGAGGCCGCGAGGCAUGAGCGAGGCGUGCAUCCAUGCCAAUAUCCACGUCCCGAUCUCGGCUCUGCCUCGUGAAAGCCAAGUUAAUUCGUCAGUAGAAGAAGCGCCGAACAACGCGACUGGCCUCUCGAUCCUGGUGUUCAUCCACGGUGGAGUCUUAGCGUUCGGUUCCGGAGACUCCGACCUCCACGGACCCGAGUAUCUUGUCAGUCAUGGGGUCAUUGUCAUCACCUUCAAUUACAGAUUGAAUGUAUUCGGCUUCCUGUCUCUGAACUCAACCAAAAUCCCGGGCAACAACGGUCUGCGCGACAUGAUCACACUCCUGCGCUGGGUGCGCGAUAACGCGCGCAACUUUGGCGGCAACCCUGAUGACGUCACACUCGGCGGACAGAGCGCCGGCGCAGUCUCCGCGCAUCUGCUCACUCUGUCGCCUGAGGCGCAAGGACUUUUCAAAAGAACAAUCUUGAUGAGCGGGACAGCCAUGCCCGUCUUCUUCACAACGUCACCGUUAUACGCGCAAUCCAUGGCUAACGCGUUUAUCACAGGCCUCGGCAUUAACUCCACCGACCCCGACGACAUCCACCAGCAGCUCCUCAAAAUGCCUCUGGAGAAAAUAAUGGAGAUGAAUAAAUUGCUCCAAGACCAGAAUGGCUUAGGGGUCUUUUAUCCUGUCGUUGAAUCCCGUCUCCCAGGAGUCAAACGAAUUCUUUCUGAUGAUCCCGAACUUUUAUUACAAAACGGCACCGGCAACGAUAUACCACUGCUUUUGGGUUUCACGGACGUCGAAGCCGAGACUUUCAGGAAGAGGUUCGAGGAGAUUGAUAUGGUAUCGAGGAUCAACGAUAACCCACUGGUAGUGGUGUCGCCGACGGUGACAACUUCGGUGCCAACGCAGGUAGCUUUCGCUCGUGCUAUGCAAAUCGAGCAGAGGUACUUUAACGGCACGCCGAGUAUGGAUCAGUAUGUGAAGUUGGUUACGGAGCAGUUCUUCCACUACACGGCAUUAAAGGUGGCCGACUAUCGGUCGCGGACCGACGGCGCGCCGGUUUUCCUGUAUCAGUUCCCGUACGACGCCGAUUUUAGUCUGCUGCGGACAGCGCUGGGUGUCAACUACACGGGUGCUGCCCAUAUAGAGGACAUGACCUACUUGUUCCACUGUAACUCCGUGCGUGUGCCUUACAGUGACAGCGACUACGACAUGAAGCGGCUCAUGAAUCAAUACGUCGUCAACUUCAUGCGGUAUAGCCACCCAGCACCCGAUUCCUCGUGGCAGCCGGUGGACCGCGACGGGAUUCGAUACCUGGAGCUACACUCGGCCGCGGUGCAACACUUGGCUGAGCUCACACCGGACCAGCGUAGCAUGCUCGAUUUCUUCGACGGUAUCAUGGCUCGGGACCAAAUAGCCGUAUAA